UAAUGCGCCGUUCGAACGCGACCAUCUGGAAGCCCGAAACGCGAUUUCGUGGUGUUUUUUGGGAGUGUAGCCCGCGUGCGAUAUGCUGAUAUGCGCGAAAAUGUGUUAAUGAUGUGACGAAAGCAUAGUUCGAUUAGUGCAUUAAAUGGGAUAUUUUAUGAAGGGUAAUAAAUGAGAGGAAGUACUCUCGCCGCAAGAGGAAGCAAGUGGCAAAGUGUCCGUUGCCAAUUGUUUUGUGGUCAUGCUCUUUAUGUGGUUUGCUGGUACGGCAUUGUCAAUGGAGUGGAAUCUAUUGGUGCAUUUCCCAACGAUAAUAUCGGCGUAUCGUUUUUUAUGUUUCGAUUAACAACGGAGUGGCGUUACAUAAAAAUAUCAUUAACAGCUAUCGAUUCGUGGGUGUGAAAUGAAAAAAUAAGUGUAACGAAACUCAUUAUGGAAAUAACACAUGAGUGCAUUAACAUGUGAGAGUGAUCUGUGUUUGAAGUGAAACAACAUAUAGCGUGACAGAGGAGAAGACAACAGAAUUCGUUAGCGCGGUGGGUUUUCAAUUGUGGCUGCGGAGGCGUUGAUUGAUGAUUAAUUUUGUCCGGGAAAGAAACAUGGCCAAAGAUUGGCACCACCGGGAGAACCGGUUGUCACGCCAGAGACCACCUCCGCGACUUAUGGCGUCAGCUAAUUCUCACCGUCGAGGUAGUAAUGUCAUCGUUAGUUCGAGGCAUCAAUCAAGAUUCCACGCAAUCCUGUACGUAUUCGCCUCUCUAAUGACAAUCACAACCCAGGGAGCCGAGUUCAUGACAGCGGGAAUCGCUGGUGGUGGUCCGCCUUCAUACAUCAACACCCCUUUGGAGAAUCAGAACUCCUCAUCCACGACAACAGUGCUCGGUUCAGUCAGAGAUCACUCAAUGCAGCAUCUAGUUAAUGACAGCAACACAAACCAAAGAGAAUCGGAAAACGCUAAGCAAGGAUUUGGAAUCACUUGGAAUGCAAUGAAGUACGUCAAUAAGGGCGAUCAGGGUAAGAAACGCUACGAGAAGAAGCCACCCGCGAAAGGUGCGAUCGUAGAUAUGGCUGAUUGGAAGUGUCCUAACAUCAGCCAAAAUUCCAAUCUCGAGUGUGGCUGUGAUUUACCACACACGCUGCGAUGUCGGGGUGACCUCCACGGAUUGGAACUGAUCGCCGAAGGACUGAGAGCUUCCAGAUAUUCGGUUUCGCUGCUCGAUUGUACCCUGAAGAAUGUGACAGUUAUCAGCGAUGCGAAUAUUUUCGAAAACGUUUCCCUGCAAGGUUUGGUCAUAUCUUCCGGUGAGAUUAAACGUGUUCAUAGGUUGGCCUUCGGAGGAAUGAAAACUUCAUUGCAAGCAUUGGGUUUGCCCAAUAACGCACUAGCAUCGGUCCCAAUGCAAUCACUCGCGUCGCUACCAGCACUAGAUCGUUUGGAUUUAUCGAACAACAGAAUCAAAGCGAUCCAGAACACGGACUUCUUCUCACUGACGAAGUUGUCUUACCUGGAGCUGAGCGAGAAUCAAAUAUCACUCAUAACAACGAAAAGCUUGCUACCCUUGCGGAAUUUAAUCCACCUCAAACUGAAUGGCAACCGACUCGGUGAGUCCCCGGAAAGCUUGCUAGCACUCGAAGCGUGCCUAAAUCUGAGAGAGUUGGAUCUUCGAUCCAACACCAUUCGAGGACCGUUGAGAAAUACCACGCUUCCCGUCAUCAAGAGCCUAGAGAUUUUAAAUUUGGACAAAAACUCGAUAACCAGUAUUCAAAACGGAGCUAUCGAAGGUUUCUCCUAUCUUCAAAUGCUCUCGCUUCGAUACAACCAGAUCGAUGUGCUGCAAGAUCACGCCUUCUCGGGGCUGGCUUCGCUACAGGUUCUGGAUCUCGGCCACAAUGGCAUCGUUGCCAUAUCUGGUUCGUCUCUUAAGCACUUGCCGCGGUUGAUAGUCCUGGAUCUCACCCAUAACUUCCUGCGUGCUUUGACAGCAGAUAUCGUUUCGCCGCUCCCUUCACUCAAGGAACUCCGUCUGGAUGGAAACGACAUCUCUAUAAUCGCCCAAAAUGCUCUCUACAAUGCGCUGCAGCUCCACAGUCUCUCGCUGGAGAACAAUCCGCUGGCAUGCGACUGUUCGAUGAAACCCUUUGCCGAGUGGCUUGCCACCUCACAAAUCGCCGCUCAGGAUGUUCUUGGAGCCGUCUGUGCGACUCCGCCACAUUUGGAGGGGGCAGCUUUGCUGCAAAUAGCAGCGGAAACGAUGAGCUGUAACGGAAAUGGGAAAGACAAGUCUGAUAAGAGUGUUUUCAAGACGAUUGAGGUUAUACUGAAGCUGAAGAACAAUAUGUCUUACGUGAAGGAUAUCGGCACCGAAGUUCAGCUGAAGGGCAUCAACUUCACCGAUGAGAGCGACGUAUUUCUGUACUGGGGGAUGCAAACGGAUGACUACUCAUGCCGGUUUGUGUACACCUUUCACGAUGAUGAUCCGGAGAAUAUUCUGUAUAACUCGGAGGUGUCCUGUAAGCUGACACCCGAGACGGCGAACGCUACAGAUUACAUCUUCAUAACCAAACUCGUUGGAGCCUACGAUCUGCAAAGUGAAUUGAGCUACAAGUUCUGCCUUAUUAUGAAAGAAGACAUAUCGAAGGACGAAUAUCUGGGAGCAUGUAAAACGGAAAUCCUCCCGGCGCCAUACAUCAACCGAGUCAAAUCCAAAUCCAUAAAGAAGGAAUUGUUUUCCGGCAGUGGAGUCCGCUCGAGAAGCAGUGGUGCCAGCGAGAGUGACAUAUCGGAUCUCUCGCGAAUGGCGGAAGCUUCCCGACAGGACGACGAAGCGGACGAUGCCGGUUCGUACUACGAUGAGGUACUGCUGAGUCGUAUGGCCGAUGAUCCUGAGCUGGCGCUCAACCGAAUGCGACUGGAGGAAGCGGCUGCUGCGAGGCUUCCCUCGGUUGGCGUUAGUCGAAUUGUGCUGGAAGGGCUGGCGGCCAUCAUUAUAGUUACGAGCCUAAUGGCUUUCAUUUGGGGCUUCAUCAGACUGAAAGCUGGCCGUAAUAAUAUCCCCUCGAUGAGUACGUGCUACGCGGUCGACGCCAGGAGAGCAACGCUACACGAUGUAGAGAGCAGGAGUCGGUACUUUAAGCUACAGGCAACUACUAGUUUAUGAUAGGCCAUAGGACUAUGAAUAGAAAAAGCACUGUUGAUUCGAACUAACAUUCCUAAUCCGGAGAUGAUAAUUUGUUGAAAGUUGUUUUAGGAUUUUAUUUAUUUAUUUCGUAGUUCUGAUGCCCAGUUCGAAUAGUGUAUAUUCAGAUUUGUAAAUAUGUGCAACGUUACUGUAAUUAAUGCUUAAGUGUUGGGUUAAGUUUUUCGAACGCAUAUGAUAUAGAAAUAAACUACUAAUUGUUACUCACUGUGCAGCAAAUGCUAGAUUUCGAAGUACACCUAUUGUGCCAUUUUGUAAAACAAACUCUUUGUAAAUAAAUACAGACAAUAAAUCAACAUAUUCCACAAUAUGACAGAAAACUGAA
Messenger RNA from Toxorhynchites rutilus septentrionalis, 3522 nucleotides. RefSeq lists its product as uncharacterized. The transcript has 4 exons. The coding region runs from base 573 to 3158 and encodes 861 amino acids. Gene Ontology annotation, molecular function: protein binding. NCBI's taxonomy places the organism in Eukaryota, Metazoa, Arthropoda, Insecta, Diptera, Culicidae. The record is from RefSeq and is a predicted model, not a curated record.